Erinaceus europaeus (western European hedgehog) is the source of this 960-nucleotide messenger RNA. Its product is annotated as olfactory receptor 5A1-like. Gene Ontology annotation, molecular function: odorant binding; olfactory receptor activity; G protein-coupled receptor activity. The transcript has a single exon. Bases 1 to 960 code for a protein of 319 amino acids. The record is from RefSeq and is a predicted model, not a curated record. Gene Ontology annotation, biological process: sensory perception of smell; G protein-coupled receptor signaling pathway. Gene Ontology annotation, cellular component: membrane. Lineage: Eukaryota; Metazoa; Chordata; Mammalia; Eulipotyphla; Erinaceidae.
AUGAUACCAAGGAGGCCCACAGAAGGGAACAGAAAUCAUACUUCCUUUGUGAUGUUUGUUCUCCUUGGAAUCUCAGAUGAAAAAGACCUGCAACAUAUACUCUUUCUAAUAUUCCUAGCAAUCUACCUAGUGACCCUGACCUGGAACCUGGGUCUGAUCAUCCUCAUCAGGAUGGACUCCCAUCUGCACACACCAAUGUACUUUUUUCUCAGUGUCUUGUCAUCUAUAGACAUCUGCUUUACUUCUUCCAUCAGCCCAAGGAUGCUUUCAGACUUGUUCAAAGAUGAAAAAAACAUUUCCUUUGUUGCCUGUGCUACCCAGUAUUUUGUUGCAGCUUGGAUGGGUCAGGCUGAGUGCUGCCUGUUGGCUGCCAUGGCCUAUGACAGAUAUGUGGCUAUUGGUCAUCCACUGCAGUACUCAUCCAUCAUGGUGCCUGGACUCUACAGGAAGAUGGUUGCUGGAGUCCUUGGGACUGGUUUCCUUUGUAGCUUAGUUGAAAGUGUCAGUUGUUUUAACCUCUACUUCUGUGGGCCAAAUGUCAUUCAGCAUUUCUUCUGUAACAUCUCUGAGAUUAUUGUUUUGUCUUGCUCUAAUACCUUUAUUAGUCAAAUGAUUCUUUCUUUGACAUCUAUGUUUGUUGGAUUUGGUUCUUUGUUUAUUAUCCUGUCAUCUUAUAGUUUCAUUGGAGCUUCCAUCUUGAAAAUAUCCUCGGCUAAAGGGAGUGCCAAGGCCUUCAGUACCUGUGCCUCCCACCUGGCAGCUGUGACUGUCCUCUAUGGCACAGCUCUCCCUGUGUACAUGCAUCCUAGCUCCAGACACCCUGAGCAGCAGAACAAGGUGCUGUCAGUGUUCUAUAUUAUAGUCAUACCCAUGCUAAACCCUCUUAUCUACAGUCUGAGGAACAAGGAAAUCAAAGGAGCUCUCAAGAGGGUGAUAAGGACAACACAUUUACCUCAGUAG